This is a messenger RNA of Plasmodium falciparum 3D7, 735 nucleotides long. RefSeq lists its product as uncharacterized. Lineage: Eukaryota; Apicomplexa; Aconoidasida; Haemosporida; Plasmodiidae. The record is from RefSeq and is a predicted model, not a curated record.
AUGUCGAGACUUUUCUCUUUCUUGUUCUUUUGUUUAAUUAUUGUUUUUUUUUCCUCAAGUUUUGUAUUCUCAAGAGGGAAUCAAAUAUCGAAAUGUGUUUUUUACGAUAAGAGGAACAAAGAUUUGAAGCAAGUUUUUUAUGUCCCCACGAAUGAUGUAAAUAUGUAUAAGGAGACGAUAAGAAAAUUAUUAUCAAGAGAGAUAAGUUUAUUAGAAGAACCUUUAAAUGAAAAUUCGGACAGUCAUAAUAUGAGUAAUAAGAAAAAUGUAUCUAAUUUUGAAGAAAUUAAAAAGAAUGAUGAGAAUAAUAAUAGGAAAAGAAAAGAGAUGGAAGAAAAAUUAAAGUAUAUAGAGAAAUAUAGAAAUUAUGCAAAAGGUGUAUUAAAAAAUGUAGAAUUUAAAUGUGAAAAUGUUGAUGAUUUAAAAUCAAAAGUAAAAUGUAAUUUAUGUGUCUAUACAGAAAUCGUUAAUAAUAAACAUAUACGACAAGGACAAAUUAUACAAAUAUUUAUGAAUGAAUGUAUGUAUGGAUUUUAUUAUUAUGAUAAUAUAAAUCAAUAUACACAAAAUAAUGAAUAUAAUAAUAAAUCAUUAAAGGAUUAUAAUUCAACACAAAAAUUAGAUGAUAUCUAUUUUAAUAUAACAAAAGAUAUAUCAGAAGGUAAUGUAAACGGAAUCAACUUUUUUAAACAACAAUCUAGUAAAUACCAUCCAGUAUGUUAUGUGACUGAAUAA